AUGGACUCUGAUUUAGACUCUAUUGGGGCCGUUACCUUCCAGCAGAUCUGUAAGGAUGUGCAUCUGGUGAAGCAUCAGGGGCAGCAGCUUUUUAUUGAGUCCCGGGCCCGGCCUCCACCCCAACCCCGCCUGCCUGCUACAGGCACAUUCAAGACCAAGACCCUUCCUUACCAGUCCCCAGAUCCAGAGCUGGAGGCCACCCCUGCUCCAGUCCAGGCCCCACCAGCCUUGGUCCCUGGGGAGGCUGAGAGGAAAGAAGCCUCCAGUUGUUCCUACCAGCAGAUCAACUGCCUGGACAGCAUCCUCCGGUACCUGGAGAGCUGCAACAUUCCCAGCACAACCAAGCGUAAAUGUGCCUCCUCCUCCUCUUGCACUGCCUCUUCAGCCUCCGAUGAUGACAAACAGAGGACAAGCACAGUCUCUGUGGGGGCCAAGAAAGAUCCAUCGUCAGUGCUGUCUGGGGAGGGGGCCACCCCGCGGAAGGAGCCCGUGGUGGGAGGCACCCUGAGCCCGCUCGCCCUGGCCAAUAAGGCGGAGAGCGUGGUGUCCAUCACCAGUCAGUGUAGCUUCAGCUCCACCAUCGUCCACGUGGGAGACAAGAAGCCCCCAGAGUCGGACAUCGUCAUGAUGGAAGACCUGCCUGGCCUGGUUCCCGGCCCCGCCCCCAGCCCCGCACCCAGCCCCACUGUAGCCCCUGACCCAGUCCCAGAUGCCUACCGCCCAGUGGGCCUAACCAAGGCUGUGCUAUCCCUGCACACACAGAAGGAGGAGCAGGCCUUCCUCAGCCGCUUCCGUGACCUUGGCAGGCUGCGUGGACUUGAUGGCUCCUCCACGGCCCUCUUGGCCCCUGGCGAGCGAGGCUGUCACCAUGGCCCCGUACCUGUUGGCCGCCGACACCACUGCCGAUCCAAAGCCAAGCGCUCACGCCACCAGCCAACUCCCCGGGCUGAAGCUCCCUGCUAUGUCUCCCACCCCUCACCUGUGCUGCCCUCUGCCCCUUGGCCCCCACCACCAGCCACUACUCCCUUCCCAGCUGUGGUCCAGCCCUACUCACUCCCAGUGUUCUCCCCCCAAGGAGACCCCCAGCCUCUUCCCUCCGCCCCCACAUCUAUGCCCCCUGAAGCUUUCCCUGCUCCUUUGGUGACCCCAAUGGUAGCCUUGGUGCUUCCUAAUUAUUUGUUCCCUACCCCAUCCACCUAUCCCUAUGGGAUACCCCAGACCCCUGCUGAGGGGCCUUCUACCCCUGUCUCCCACUCCCCUUCCCCGUCCCUGCCGCCACUGCCUCCCAGCCCUCCCCACCGCCCAGACUCUCCACUAUUCAACUCGAGAUGCAGCUCCCCGCUCCAGCUAAAUCUGCUGCAGCUUGAGGAGUCCCUCCGUGCUGAGGGGGGUACUGUUGCAGGGGGCCCUGGGAGCAGUGCUGGGCCCCCACUUCCCAGUGAGGAGGUUGCUGAGCCAGAGGUCAGACUGGUGGAGGUAACUGAGUCCUCCAAUCAGGAUGUGCUUUCGGGCUCCAGCGACCUGCUGGAGUUGCUGCUGCAAGAGGACUCUCGCUCUGGCACAGGCUCUGCUGCCUCGGGCUCCUCGGGCUCUGGCUUGGGCUCUGGGUCUGGAUCAGGCUCCCAUGAGGGGGGCAGCACCUCAGCCAGCAUCACGCGCAGCAGUCAGAGCAGCCACACGAGCAAGUACUUCGGCAGCAUCGACUCUUCCGAGGCUGAAGCUGGGGUUGCCCAGGCCAGGGCUGAGCCUGGGGACCAGGUCAUUAAAUAUGUGCUCCAGGAUCCCAUCUGGCUGCUCAUGGCCAAUGCUGACCAGCGUGUCAUGAUGACCUACCAGGUGCCCUCUAGGGAUAUGGCCUCUGUGCUCAAGCAGGACCGGGAGCGGCUCCGGGCCAUGCAGAAGCAGCAGCCUCGGUUCUCAGAAGACCAGCGGAGGGAACUGGGUGCUGUGCAUUCCUGGGUCCGGAAGGGCCAGCUGCCUCGGGCCCUUGAUGUGAUGGCCUGUGUGGACUGCGGUAGUAGCACUCAAGACCCUGGCCACUCUGAUGACCCGCUCUUCUCUGAACUGGACGGACUGGGGCUAGAGCCCAUGGAGGAGGGUGGUGGUGAGGGUGAGGGUGAAGAUGAGGCCCAGGCCCAAGCUGGGGCCAGGGUCUCAAGCUCUCAGGACCUGGCCAUGGAGGAGGAGGAACAAGGUGGGAGCAUGUCCAGUCCAGACUUUCCUGCCACAGAAAAUGGCACCAGCUAGACUACAUUUUGGGGCCAUCUCCAGGAGUGCAUGAGAAGCAUCUUUCUCCCAUGUCUGAACACUCAGAACUCAGAUGUGGGUGGACCAACCAGUAGGAAACUGCCCCAGCUUCUCCCGCUGUAGGGGGCAGGACCCCCACCACCAGCCCAGGAUCCAGGGGCUGCCUCUGGCCUUUUAGGGUACAGAGGGUGGAACUCUUUAGCGCAGCCCACAGAAGCCUCACCUCCAGUGCUUGGUGAGAAGCUCUUCCUUCCCCUGGGCAAGGUUACUGACAAGCUGCUGAAGUGAUCUCUCCAAGUUCCACCUGAGCCAGAGUCCUGGUCCCUAGGGUCGGGGCUGCACUUAUUUAUUGGGGGAGAUAGCCCUCUCUCCCACCUCCUCCCCAGAUGGGAGGAGGAGGGCCUGAGGCCCAAGCAGGACCCAGUGGUCCAAACCCCUAGCUGCUCCAGGGUGGGGGAGGUUGGUGGACCAUGGAGUCCCUGGUGCUGCCCCUCAGGUGGGACCCAGGUGUUCUCAGCUGUACCCUCUACCAAUGGCAUUUGUGUUUUUGAUAUUGUGUCUGUUAUUUUUUCUAA
Manis javanica (Malayan pangolin) is the source of this 2822-nucleotide messenger RNA. The record is from RefSeq and is a predicted model, not a curated record. NCBI's taxonomy places the organism in Eukaryota, Metazoa, Chordata, Mammalia, Pholidota, Manidae.